ACAACAUGAAAAAUUUCUACAUUGAGAUCUACACUCAGUAUCCAAGCACCAUGAGAAAAAAUGAAACCACGAUUCUUAAAAUAUUCCACAACUCUUUUGACUGCUGUGGCACUGGUGAAGAAACUGGAUUUUCUGUGCUUCAUACCUGUCCAGAAGACCAGAAGAUCCAAUUAUCUAGCUGUCCCAAUAAGAUCGAGGACAUGUUCAGCUCCUACGCGCCUCUGAUGCUGGCUGGCUUUCUAGUCUUGUCUGGAAUCAUGACUGUGGCAGUGGUGUGCAGUGUCGUACUCAGCAGACACCUCUCACGGUUUCCCGAACCUCCUCCUGAAUAUGCGAUCGUUUGGGAGGAAAGAAAUAAGAAAUGUUUGACUGAUUUAUUGCUGGGUUGUUUUUCAAAAUGCAAAUAAUGCAUUGUUACCCUGCAUUUUUGGUCCUGGACAGUUUUUAAUAGAAAUCUGUAUCACGUUGUUGUUCAGCCAUGCUUCAUGAUGGAUAUGUUGAGCACCAUAAAAUAUAGGAUAAUACUCUUUUUUUCGUCAAGCAUAUUAAGUACAAAAUUAGUGCUUGAAAACAGGGCACUUUAA
Puntigrus tetrazona (Sumatra barb) is the source of this 584-nucleotide messenger RNA. RefSeq names its product tetraspanin-2-like. Bases 6 to 407 code for a protein of 133 amino acids. The transcript has 4 exons. The record is from RefSeq and is a predicted model, not a curated record. Lineage: Eukaryota; Metazoa; Chordata; Actinopteri; Cypriniformes; Cyprinidae. Gene Ontology annotation, cellular component: membrane.